This is a messenger RNA of Arctia plantaginis, 309 nucleotides long. NCBI's taxonomy places the organism in Eukaryota, Metazoa, Arthropoda, Insecta, Lepidoptera, Erebidae. The record is from the annotation of a GenBank genome assembly.
AUGUCUGCUAAUGAAGAGACUCCCCAACUUAAAGCUGGACACCCCCCUGCAGUGAAAGCUGGUGGGAUGAGAAUUACCCAAAACAAAACCACUCACUCAAAGGACACCAGCAAAGAGCCUGCAAAUGAAGACCUAACAGGUCUGUCUGGACCAUCCCCAGUGCCUUCCAAUCCUGUAUCCAUUGCUGGAGCGCCUAACAGAGGAAAUGCUGACUUUACUCCAGAGGCAGCUCAGGUCGCUCACAGCCCUAAACCUCCAACGCAUAUCACUAUGGCACCUAAACCUCACAUCCAUCAACCCAGGAAGUAG